CAACCCCAGACUUUCUCGUUCACUUGCGAAACCAUACAAAGUAGUACACUCAUCACUACACAGAAAUGUUACUGGUAUUCCGCCUGCGGCCCAUGUAUAUUGCAUGUCAUUCAGUGAUACCUUCCAGGACACUUUUCGGCUGGUUCACGAAAUAUAAUAAGAGGCUAAUUUACCCUCCAAGUCCCAAUCAAAUCACGACCAAGAAUAGGUUAUUUCCCACAUACAUAGAGCGUCCUACCGAGUUGGGCACUGUUCUUUUGGGAAAAGAGCCACUCUUACUCAAUUUCACCUUUCCAGGGGAUGAGAAAUGUAAUCAAGUGACGCUGACACUUUUUGACGUUUUAUCGGAUUCAAAGAAAUAUCCGUUGGACGAGUCCAAAUCUGUGGCAUUGGCGAAUAUUGCAUGCGAUUCGCCUGGUGGAAGAGAGCUUCAGCAAACGUAUGCAGUGAGCAAAAUUCCCACCAUAGUGUUAUUGAAAAAACAAAUGGAAGCCGAUCGUUUCAUUCCUACGUCCAGUAAACGCGUGGGCGACGAAUUGGUGGGAUUUAUCAAGGGCAUAUAUUAGUCCGUGAAUCAUAUCCAUAAAGCAAGUCUUACUACACAUAUAGGAAUACACAACAACGUUAUAUUGAACAAGCAUAACAGAUCUCGAG
This is a messenger RNA of Metschnikowia bicuspidata var. bicuspidata NRRL YB-4993, 654 nucleotides long. RefSeq lists its product as uncharacterized. Bases 66 to 566 code for a protein of 166 amino acids. The record is from RefSeq and is a predicted model, not a curated record. The transcript has a single exon. NCBI's taxonomy places the organism in Eukaryota, Fungi, Ascomycota, Pichiomycetes, Serinales, Metschnikowiaceae.